UAGCUGUGGUGUGCACUCCCGUUUGUGAUGUUUUUUAUAACCUAUGAAAUCAUUUACAAGUGUAUUUUUGAUUGCUUAAGAAAAGCUAUUUUUAUUUUAUUUACAAAACUAGGUGACUAGAAACAUUAUAUUGUUAUACCCCUUGCAAUUAUGUGUGCGUGUAAAUGUACAAAAACCAUGCAAAUAGUGAUUAAUAACCUCUCGUGUAUUAAACCUAAUAAUCUAUGAUAAAGGACAUUUCAAAAAAUGACACAAAUAAACAUCGAGAAAGUGUACCCGAAGGAGAGCAUAUACCCAAUGAUUUUUAACUUCCAAAAUGGGUACGUCACCGACCAAUUUACUACCCAAGAAUGUAUGAUUUUUGAUAAUAGUACCAACCAUAUAAAAACAGUCGCUACAGUCAUAGAUAAACUGGUAUAUGCUGGUGAGGAGAAGACAGAAGAACUUAGUAAAACCUUCAUUCUUGCACGUAAUAAGAAAACUGGUAAAGUUAGACUCAUAGAAAGUUGUGUUACCGACAUGAAGCCUGUAUUAAACAUCAAAAACGCAAAUAAUGAUGUGUCUACAUUACUCGAUACAAGUAAUUUAGAACUCAGCAGGAAGUUCGGUUCUAAGAAACACAAACAGCAAAUGGAGCAUUUAGAAAAGCUUAAAGUCAACGUGGAAACUGUGACUGAACAGAUGCAAAACGUAACUCAAGAAGUAUCGAAAGACGAUCUGGAUUUAACAACAUAUGAUAAAAAUAAUUCAGAUGAUUUCUAUAUACCGCCUAUAGAUCGUGCUGCAAGCUCCGCUGAAGAAGUAUACAACAUAGACAGCAUAUUAACGCAGGAGCAGUAUGAUAAAAUACUAUCUGAACUCGAAGGAAAAGAUUAUUUGUCAGAUAUGCCGCAACUCAUUAAAAAUUUAGUAACAAAGAAUAAAUUAUCGUCUAAGUUGUUAGUACUGGCAGUAUACUCAAGUAGUUUAAUACAAAUGUACAGUACAGUAAUGAAAAAAAUUGCAACAAAAAAUUUUGUUGUAUGCCCCCAUUCUGUUACACUCAACGAAAUAGUUCUCAGAGAUUUUUGUUCUACGUCUAAUGGUAGAAGGACUAGACCUGCGCCUUAUAAAGAUAAAACACUGUGUCACGCUAUUGUUUUUCUCCUACUUAUCAACAAUUUGAAAAUAGAGUUGGAAGCAUUAUGUGAGGAGUUAAAGUUGACACCUAAUACUGCAUCUAUAAAAGUUAGAGUAACAGGUGCAUCUAUAAUUACGUCAGGUAGUAAAAAGGUUGUGCAGUUAAAACUACCGUUAAAUACUAAAUCCUCAUUUAGCAGACGUAAAAGUACAAAGUUUUAAAUAAAUUUUAUUAUAUACAGAC
Pararge aegeria (speckled wood butterfly) is the source of this 1363-nucleotide messenger RNA. RefSeq lists its product as uncharacterized. Gene Ontology annotation, biological process: RNA polymerase I preinitiation complex assembly; transcription elongation by RNA polymerase I; nucleolar large rRNA transcription by RNA polymerase I. Gene Ontology annotation, cellular component: RNA polymerase I complex. Gene Ontology annotation, molecular function: DNA binding. The transcript has a single exon. The record is from RefSeq and is a predicted model, not a curated record. Lineage: Eukaryota; Metazoa; Arthropoda; Insecta; Lepidoptera; Nymphalidae. Bases 247 to 1341 code for a protein of 364 amino acids.